Molecule: messenger RNA, 1933 nt
Organism: Oxyura jamaicensis (ruddy duck)
Lineage: Eukaryota; Metazoa; Chordata; Aves; Anseriformes; Anatidae
Product: calcium/calmodulin-dependent protein kinase type II subunit beta-like
Exons: 4
Biological process (GO): protein phosphorylation
Molecular function (GO): calmodulin binding; calcium/calmodulin-dependent protein kinase activity
Source: RefSeq, a predicted model, not a curated record
UGGCACUGGGAUGUACUGGGAUGGCACUGGGCUGCAUUGGAACGGCACUGGGAUGGUGCUAAGAGACACUGGUGUGCAUUGGAAUGGCACUGGGAUGCACUGGGAUGCAUUGGAAUGGCACUGGGAUGCACUGGGAUGAAGCUGGGACAUGUCGGAAUUAAUUGGAAUGGCCCUGGGAUGGUGCUAGGACGUACUGGGAUGCUUUGGAAUGGUACUGGAAUGAACUGGGAUGAAGCUAGGAUGCGCUGAGAUGCAUUGGAAUGGCACUGGGAUGUGCUAGGAUGCACUGGGAUGGCACUGGGAUGCACUGGGAUAUGUUGGAAUGGCACUGGGAUAUAUUGGAAUGGCACUGGGAUGCACUGGGAUGGAGCCAGGAUGCACUGGGAUGGUACCAGGGUGCACUGGGAUGGACGUAGGAUGCAUGACGAUGGCACUGGGAUGCACUGGGAUGGCACCAGAAUGCGUUACAGUGCACUGGGAUGGCAUGGGAGUGUACUGGGACACAUCGAGCUAGCACUGGGAUGCACUGGGGCACGGCGGCAUGGCACUGGGAUGAACUGGCAUGCCCUGGGGUGGCACUGGGGUAUACUGGGGUGGCACUGGAAUGCAUUGAGAUGCACGGUGUCGCACUGGGAUGCAAUAAGUUGGCACUGGGAUGCACUGGAAUGACUCGGGGACACAGUGGGAUGGCACCGAGGUGACAUGGGAUGCACGGAAAUGGCACUGGGAUGCACUGGGUGGAACUGGGGGGUGCUGGGACGCACUGGGAAGCAGUAGGAUAGUACUGCAGUGCACUGGAAUGGAACUGGGAUGUGGUGGGACGCACUGGAAUGGCACUGGGACACAGCAAGAUGGCACUGAAUGUGCUGAGCUGCACUGGGACAAAUUGGAGUGUGAUGUUGUGCAUUGGAAUAGCGCUGGGUCAAACUGGGAUGGAACUGGACUGUGCUGGAAUGCACUGGCAUGGCACUGGGGUGCACUGGGAUGGUACCGGGGCAGCUUUGGGCUGCACUGGGACGCACUGGGGUGGCACUGGGAGGGACCAUAACGCACCUGGGUGCCUGGGCUGGCAUGGGGGUGCCCAGAGGCGCACUGGUGUGCAGUAAGGUGGCACUGGGAUGCACUGGGAUGGAACUGGGAUGCCUCAGCAUGGCCUUGGGAUCCACUGGGGUGUACUGGAAUGGCUCUGGGGUGGCACCAGGAUGCAUUGUGGUGCACUGGGAUGGCACGGGGUUGUACUGGUAUGCACUGGGGUGGCAUUGGGGCACACUGGAGUGUACUGGAGUGGCGCUGAGAUGCCUUGGCAUGACACUGGGAUGCACUAGGAUGGCACUGGGAAUGCAUUGAGAUGAGCCGGGGUGGCACUGGGAUGCUCUGAGACAGACUGGGAUGCAACGGGAUGGCACUGGGAUGCACUAGAUGGAACUGGGUUGUGCUGGAAGGCACUGGGAUGGUACUGGGAGGCACUGGGACGUGCUGGGAGGGACGGCUGCUGGCGGUGGGGACCUGGCUCCUUCAGCACCCUCCUCCUCCUCCUCCUGGGGUCCCCUGGGCACCCCGCUGUGGUUCGGGGCUGUGACCCCCCCCGUGUCCCCCCCAGCCCGCAAGCAGGAGAUCAUCAAGAUCACGGAGCAGCUCAUCGAGGCCGUCAACAACGGCGACUUCGAGGCCUACGCGAAGAUCUGCGACCCGGGGCUCACCUCCUUCGAGCCUGAGGCCUUGGGCAACCUGGUGGAGGGCAUGGACUUCCACCGCUUCUACUUCGAGAACUGUGAGUGCCCGGCCUGCCUGUCCCUGUCCCUGCCUGUCCCUGCCUGUCCCCGCCUGUCCCCGUCCAUGUUCCUGCCCAUCCCUGCCUGCUCCUGCCUGUCCCUGUCCCUGUCCCUGCUCCUGCCCGUCCCUUCCCAGCCCCUGCCCGUCCCUGUGUCCACCC